AUGAGUGGGACAACAGAGCUGGCUGGCCUGGUACGACGUCUGCCACCGCAAGCAUACGAGCGAGUGCUCCUUCUCCUGCACUGCCUUGUCACCAGCAGCGAAGGCAGCCAGGCUAGCAGUAGCCCACAGUCGCUAUCUUUGCAGGUCAUUUGUGACGUUGUGCUAUGUGCAUGUCCGGGCCCAGUGCCUCGAUUUCUGUUUGCGCUGUCCUGCAACGACAAGCUGCUGCGGAGCGCUGACUGCGGACUCACCUGGCGGUUGUGUUUCUCCAGGUCUAGCGAACCUCUUAAAGCUGGCAUGGCUGGUGUUCAGGAUCUCCUUGACGAUGUGACGAGCCUGCUCAAGUCCACGGAGGCCACCGAUGAUGUCCCCGGUGGCGAGGAAGCCUCGUCUGUUGUGUGCUGUGCAGAUGGCUACGGAGACGUGGUCGCCCUCUGCGGCCGCAACGGUUUCCUCGCGGUCUCAGGUGACAAAGGUGUGACCUUCACGACGGCGACAAAUUAUUUAACGGGCAACUUUGGUGAGAAGGCGCAUCUCCGGCACAUUUGCGUCCUGGACACCGACCGUAUUCUAGUGAGUGACGGCGUACGAGUGGUGUGUGUGGCUGUGGAGUGCGCUGGCUGCGGACCGCUUGCACUGGGAAAGGCACACGUAGCAUUAGUGUGUGCCACUCAAAUCUGCAUGCUGCGCGCCUGCUCCUUCGGUAGCGGCGCGCGCGGCGCCGUGGUUGCCGAAAACAGAAAGCUGCAUCUGUCGUUUGACGGCUCUGCCUCGUUUAUGGAGGUUCGCCACAGCCUAGGGCGUAUUCGUGGCUUCGACACCGCCGCUGCGUUGCGCCAUUGCGAGCUUCCAGCCUUCCCAUAUGCAACCUUGGCGUCUUCGAUGGGGCUGCAAAGCACUGAGGCCACCUCCUCUCCUCCCCAGUCCGCCUCUGUGUAUGAUUACGUCAGCGGAUGUAAAUGCGAUGCCGCGGACGGCAAGGGAGAACCAGCAGCGGCGGUGACGCAGUUUGAAGCGGGCGCGCUGCGGCACGGCGCUGAUGUCUUCUACCGUUUUUUCUUUGUGGCUGGCUGCGGCACGGAGGUGCUUCCCUACGACUACACCGCCCUGCUGUGUGUGUGCACGCGGCGAGAGGGUAACCACGUUUUUGUUGUGUCUACUGCAUCUUUCGUCUCCUACAUACCCUUCUCUCAAUCCCGAAGCCACGGCCGGCUUCUUUGUACUCUCACUCGAAGCUCUGGUGACGGCGGCAGCUACCUCGCCAGCCGAGGGAGUGUCGUGGGUACGAGCGUCUCUCGCGAUUUGGAUCGCUGGAGCACCCCGCACGGCGCGGCUCCAGUUGGGUUGCUCGCGGUGGGAGGUGGCGACAUUCUUGCGUGCGGGCGUAACAAGGUAGUGUCUCGAGUCGAAGGAGACGCCGAGGCGCACACAAUUCUCCAUGAUAUGCGCGUGCCUGUGCUGAUUACUGCCUUCUCGAUGUAA
Molecule: messenger RNA, 1482 nt
Organism: Leishmania mexicana MHOM/GT/2001/U1103
Lineage: Eukaryota; Euglenozoa; Kinetoplastea; Trypanosomatida; Trypanosomatidae
Exons: 1
Coding region: 1-1482 (493 amino acids)
Biological process (GO): isoprenoid biosynthetic process
Molecular function (GO): catalytic activity
Source: RefSeq, a predicted model, not a curated record